Penicillium soppii is the source of this 1671-nucleotide messenger RNA. RefSeq lists its product as uncharacterized. Gene Ontology annotation, biological process: transmembrane transport. The coding region runs from base 1 to 1671 and encodes 556 amino acids. Lineage: Eukaryota; Fungi; Ascomycota; Eurotiomycetes; Eurotiales; Aspergillaceae. The record is from RefSeq and is a predicted model, not a curated record. The transcript is spliced from 5 exons. Gene Ontology annotation, molecular function: transmembrane transporter activity.
AUGGCUGCAUUUUCACGUGCAUUUUCUUUGUCUCCUGAGGAGGUUCGAUCUGCUACUCCUCCUGGCACGGUCAUUCUUUCAGCCCGAUCAUUGCAAAGGGCUAGACAAGCGACUGCUCAGAGUGAUGAACUAGUGUACACCCCUCAACCCAGUUCAGACCCAGCAGAUCCACUCAACUGGCCAAAUUGGCGCAAGAUUGCCGUUUUGAUAUGCAUGUCAUUAUAUGCUGCUAUCGCAAAUUUUACCUCGGCGUCUAUCGCAAGUGCUUUUCCUAUCUAUGCUACGCCACUGGCGUUCAAUCCUCCGGUGUCAAUUGGGAAAUUGACCCAUUUGAUUGCGGUUAACGUGCUCAUGUUGGGUGCAGCAAACAUUUGGUGGGUGCCAUUAGCGAAUAUUUUUGGCCGUCGGCCUGUGAUACUAGGAGGCAUAUUACUUCUAACGCUAUGCUCAAUGUGGGCUGGGCUAGCUAAAAGUUUUGGCAGCCUUCUAGCUGCUCGAGUCUUUAUGGGCAUUGGGGGGGCGCCAGCCGACACAAUUGCUCCAAAUGUGGUGGGAGAAAUCUUCUUCACUCAUGAGCGAGGUCGAGCUAUGGUAAUGAUUCAAACCCUUCUGCUAUCAAACCUAAAGUUCUUUUCUAACACCUCACAGGGUUUCUAUACUGUUUGUAUUUGCCUGGGACCCAUUAUUGGGGGUAUCUCCGGGGGUUACAUUGCUGGGAACCAAGGUCUUGCUUGGAUCCAUUGGGUGAAUGUCAUUCUGUCCGCCGUCUUGCUUAUCGCUUGCCUCAUAAUCGUACCCGAGACACGAUACAUGAGAGACCAGACACAAGUCUCAAGCCCAAACGACAAGUCCGCAGAGGUUGAGAUAAAGGGAGGCACUGAGGUUGUCGAAGAUAUGGCCGCCCAAGCUCCAGGGUCCCAUUCGACAAAGUAUGCAAACCCUUCCUCUAUGUGGAAGCUUAACAAGUACCAAGGAGAUGCGUGGAAUACAUUUUUAGCGCCUUGGAAGACUUUUCGCCUGCCAGGUGUGUGGCUUGUGAUGUUUUGGUACGCUGGACUGGUAGGAGGGGUGGUUACUGUUACGACUGUAGCCCCAACCAUCAUCUCCGAGCCGCCAUACCUCUGGGGGAACAACGCUGGCUUGAUCAUGAUCGGUGGAAUUAUCGGGGCGUUAUUAGGGCUUAUUGCAACAAGCUUAGCCGCUGACCGGGUAAUAACCACUAAAAAAAUGCUGCGGGGUGAAGUCUUCGCUGAACCAGAAGCACGUCUUCCUGUUGCGAUUCCAGGCUUGCUACUGGCUACUACUGGGCUUUGGACCUUUGGGUUCUGCGCACAGAACCCCGGUCCGCCACAUAUGUGGGUUGGAAUGCAAUUUGGGAUUGGCAUGCUUUGUUUUGGCCUGAUGCAAGCACCAUCUAUUGGGUUUAAUUAUCUCAUCGAUGCUUAUGGCCCUCUUUCUGCGGACUGUUUUGUGGCAGUGACUUGCAUGAGAGCUAUUAUAAGCUUUUCCUGGACGUUCUUUGCCGGUGAAUGGGUCAUGAGCUCUGGUCCAGCUAUUCCAUUUGGCGUAUUUGGAGCGCUCAUGGGAGCGUUUUCGUUGCUCAUCGUUCCUGUCUGGCUUUGGGGGAAAAGGAUGAGAAUUGCUACGGCAGGUUGGGUACCAGUGCUUUGA